UAUUGCUGCAGCUGGUUUCAGGAAGCGGAAGCUGGAAUGUUGGAGUGUUUUUUAGAAAAGUUUGGACACUUUUUGACAGUUUGAGCCCAGACUCGAUUGAACUGCGGAGGAACGUGACGCAAUGCCACCUGCUGCAGAUUUUCCUGCAGAGCCAUCGGUCUUCUGACUGAAUGACAAAAACCACAAGGCCCAAAAUGGACGUUGGAGUUCUUGAAAGACAGAUCAGUGCUGUUCCAGAUCCCUCUGUUGGGCCUGUCACCAUUGCCAAUGAGCGGCGUCAAGCCUGGGCCAGAAGCAGGGACUCCAUUGGGCAAGGGUCAAAAGCAGACCGCUGUGAGCCUCAGCAGCCCCAGCAGAUCCAAAGCAAUGGGAAAACACAGAGCCAAGAACCAGGACAAGUUCCUAGCAAGAUUGCGACCUGGCUGAUUGAUUGCAGAACUCCAAAUGGAGCAUCACUGGAAGAACAAAGUACUCCUCCCAGCAAAGGAGUGAGAAACGGCUGCAGCUUUGAAGAUGACCUUUCAUUGGGAGCUGAAGCCAAUCACCUUCAGUCAGAGAAUAAUAAAACUAAGCCCUGCUUUGUGGCGGAUCAGAAAAGGACUCGUUAUAAAGAGAUGGGGAGAAGUAUGAACUCCACCGGAUCAGGAAAGAGCAGCACUGUGUCCAGUGUUUCAGAGUUGCUGGACCUGUAUGAGGAGGACCCUGAGGAAAUUCUUUUAAAUCUGGGUUUUGGUCGAGAAGAACCCGACUUGUCCUCAAAGAUCCCCGCACGGUUCUUCAACAGCACCUCUUCGGCAAGAGGCAUUGACAUCAAGGUCUACCUGGGGGCUCAGCUGCAGCGCAUGGAACUGGAAAACCCCAACUACGCUCUAACCAGUCGUUUCCGUCAGAUUGAGGUCCUGACGACGGUAGCCAACGAGUUCUUCCAGCUCUACAGCCAGGUUUCUGGACAACCUGUCAACAGACUGGUUAGCAAGGAUCAAGGUGGAGAAGGAGAAAAAGGACAACAAGAAGGAAGUAGUGUUGAAGCGCAGUCUACUCCAAAGAGGACCAACCCUAGGAACAUGGCCAAACUCAUAAAGAGAAUCAGCAGACAAAAUCUGCUUGGGUCGGCCUCAGACUCCCCCGAGGGGCUCUCUCCAACCCAGCCCAACGGACACGCCGCUUCCCCUGAUCUUCCACAUCUCAACGGUCACCCUCGUAGUGGUACGGACCACCAUAGAUCUACCGCCAACUCUGACCACCAGGGGGAGGUGGCCAACCAAAAGCUCCUCCGCAGGAAAGAUAAUUUCCCCCUGGCUACGGUUACAGAGGAAACCAACGGAGGCGGGGAUGCUGAACGGCUAAUGGAGAGCAGUCCUGAACAGAGCAGCUCUGGAUCAGAGCACCUGCCAGGUUCACCUCAGCUUCACUUGACAUGUCAGAAAACGGAGAGCGAUCAGGUGGAUGGAAAGGAAACUAACCUCCCCUCCAGCCCUGAGAAAGCUCCCCCCAAGCUCACCCCGCCCCAACUCACUCAGCUUCGCACAGAGAACGCGGAUUCCUUUGACAUGGAGGAGAUUCACACUAAUGAAGACGAGGCCCUGCCUUCCAGAACAUCUAGAACCACUGACUUGUCGAGGACUGUUAGUCAACAGUCUGACAGCAGUGGUUUUGCUGAGGAGACUUCUGGGGACUCUAGCAGCUACCUCAAGGUGCAGGAGAGUUGUGACAGCUGUGACAGCGAGACCACUGUGACAUCACACCCCUCACAAGACGUGGCAACGCCUCAGCCGCUCGACCAACCUGCGUUUGAGCUUCCUGAUGGCCGGGAGCAAGAUGCACCUUCUGCUGCUCAUUCUAAGGCGGAACCAAGCGGUACCAAUGUGGAAGAAGAGAUGCAGGGAGAGUGUUUGGGGCAGGUUCCACUCUACUCAGUUCACCAGCUUCCAACAAUCAGACUUGCAGGUGAAGGGGAACAACUGGAUGGUAGGGACAGAACUGAUCGUGAAACGGAACCACAACCAGGAACAGAAAACAAUCAGAAUAAAUCUUGUUCAGAAAAAGAACCGCAGCGUGGCGAGCCGCAGUUGGACACAGAAGGAACCUCAGAGGGAGCUGAGGAAAAGGCUCUUGAGUCUGAAACUGUUCCAACGUCUCCGGUUCUUAGCGCACUGAAUCGAGCCAAGCUACAGCAGCUGAGGCAGUUGGGUCAGUACAGCAGCAUCCAGUGCGACAGCCCGCCCCAAUCUCCAGGAGGAAGACCAGGUAGACGUGGUGUAAUCCCCAUGCAGAGGUCCUCCUCCUUACCUUCCUCCCUCCUCUCACCCUCUAAGGUCGUGUCUUCAGUCAGGAUCCAGUUUGGUCAGGGUCAAGCAUUCUGUACCCCUCCCAGGUACUCCUUUAAAUAUGGCCAGGAGGAGGCAGGGCGAAAGGAAGAUGAGGUGAUAGAGGAGAGAGAUGAGAGCGAACAAAGCACAUGCGUUUCCACUGUGAUCAUAAACCCUGGCUCUAAAGAUAAACCGCCAACUGCCAUUCCUCCCAAACCCAUUCCUCGCUAUCUAAUGCAGUCUUCUUAUUCUUUGCAUAGCUCCAGUCCUCCCCCUGAUUCCCCACCAGCCUACGGCCAUUCCUGGAGCACCCAGAGUGUUCCUGAUCUAUCAACUAGUCAUCAGCAGCCUAGUCGUUACCACAACCAUCAAGGUUGCCAUCCUGGACCCAUGAUGUUCCCCAAACCCGGUGCUUUAUUGCCGGGCCCUGAAAAUAGCCCAUUCCCUAGUCCUGUUUCUUACCCUGCUGGUCCAUACCAGUACUUUAGUCCUCCUUACAUUUCUAACCAGCACAACCCUUCAAUCAGUCACUAUUCCAGUCUAACCAGUCUGCACCAGCCUGCAACACCCCCAAUCCCUCUACACGGCAGCCUCAACAACUUGAACCAUCCCCAUCCCUCCUCAGCUCCUCAGAACAUUGGUUUGGGUCACAUUCCACCUGGGACUCCACCGAUGGCUCCACAGGGAUAUAACCCUUCCUUCGGCCAUUCAUUGCCUUUCCCAACUGUUCCUCACAUGCACCAAUUCGGUUCCCCUUACUACGGUACACAAGGGUACAUCAUGAGCCCCGGUCUCCACCCUGGUCUCCCUCCUCCUGCGGCACAAGGACGAUGCCCAACCAGCACCGAGAUGCAGCUGAGGAAGGUUCUGCAUGAGAUCAGGGGAACGGUUCAGAGUCUCAGUCAGACCCGGAUCAAUUCCCCUGAUGUGUUCAGUGAGCUCAGAGCAGCUGCAAGCAGCCGACAGUCUGUGGCAGAGUUUCAACAGAAGAGGCGAAGUCUGAACAUGUUCCGUAACCAGAUGAUGGACCUGGAGCUGUCAAUCAUGCGGCAGCAGGCUGUCGUUUACAAGCACCUGAGUCCUGCUGACAGGAUAGAGGCGGAGCAGCUUCAGUGUCUGCGGUCUGCAGUCAGAGAGGAACUCCAGGAGCUGGAACAACAGCUGGAGGACAGACUAUUGGAUCUGACGCCUCACUCGCAUCUUGGAGGUCUCCAUAGAGACAACAGUGUUGAGAGCCUGUCCACCGCUUCUGCACUGAGAGCCAUGGAACCGGUAUCAGACCUCCUCAGAGAGCAGUUCUUCCUCCAAUCAGAAAUAGGUUACGAUGGCCGCGGUUACCAUGGCCGCGGCCCCUCCAGCGUCCCCUCCACCCGCUCACCCAGUCCUGUCAGGAGAGAGGAAGACGACAGCAAGCAGAGGCAAGGAGUGUAUCGUGCAUCUAUCAACAUAACCCCUGCCCCUCCCGGUCGACCCAACGUUCAGACGGAGCUGGUGGCAGAGGAGGAAGCUCAGAGAGACGGUGAAGAGGUAGAGGAAGAAAAAGGAAGAGAGGGAGACGAGGCACAAGAACGUGAAGGAGAUUUUGGAAAAUAUAGAGCCGAAAACUUUCAAAAGCUUAUUAGAGAGAUCCGUGAGAACUUGGCCCAGGAGGUCCGACGAGAGAUCUACAAUGAGCUGCUCGCUGCUGCUUCUCCACAGGGCUCACCCUUUUCUGCUCAGCAACACCCGGUGUAGCCCUCCUGCCUUAGUAACCACAGCUUGGACAAAAACCACUGCCUUGUCUUUAACACUGUACACCAGAGUAACACUGUGCAACACGUUGUGCCUGCAACACUGUAUGUUGGUAACACUGAUGAUCCAACUGUGACAAACCCCGCCGACGCCACCUGUGGUACCUCCUCCAGCAUUCCCGAGCUGCAGAGCAGAGGCUUCCACUUUUUGGAUUACCAGUGAAAAUUUGUUAUUUCUCAUUUCCUGUUUCUAUUUUGAUAUAUAUGUAAAAACAAAAGCUGUGGUCAACAACCCCUACCAUUGAGCUAGCACUACUGCCACUAAUACUACAAGUAUUCAAUCUUUAAUCACCACUACAAACAGCCUCUUGUACAAUAGUAGUUAAACAGUACUUCCUGUUUUCUUGCAGUUCCAUUAAGUUUAAUGAUACCGGUAGCUCUUUUUUUUAAAUGAGUAAAUCUUGUCAAACAAAUAGUAGAUUUGCUUUAAUUCAACUUUAAUAUUUUUGUACAUGUUCAACCUGUUUUUUGAGGCAUUAGCUGUUUUCAUAUUACAGUCAUCUUUGUGUUUUUUCAUAAAGAAAAGAUUGUAUUUAAACUCCUGCUUAGCAGGAUUAUGAGGUAGAAGCAUAUUACAAAAAACUAAAUGCAAAGAGAAGCGUUGAUUUUAUUUGCCAUCAGUCUUUAACAUCCAUUUAGAAUGUAUUAAUAAUUGUUUUUUGUGAAAGGUUGCCCCCCCCCCAUUCCAUGCACAUUUCACCCUAAAAAAAGCAGUUUUAAAGAGAAAAAUUGCAAAGAUGACACAUAAUCAUCCUCAUCAGUCACCAUCCUCAUUCUUCUGCUUUAGUCACUGUCUUUCAGUCACCUUACAAUCCGAAAAAAGUCCUCAACAACUUGAAACCAAUUUUUGCUUACAAUAACAGGGGCAUAAAAACUGUUUCAAAUUUCUGAUUUAAAAUUAUAUUUUUUCUAUUUUUGAGCAAUUAAAAAACAAGAUGUAAUGUUUAAAUGCAUAGUAUUUCUUGGAAAGCACCCAAUUUAACAACUUUGAAGCUCCAUUUUUCAGCUGGUUGAUUUCUUAAAUGCUUCUAAUGUGGUUUAGUGUGAGCGAGGUACAGAAAGUGAUCAGUGUGUGUUACCAUGAUGUGCUGAGGGAUGAAGGUUAAAGAUUUUUGUAUGUUAAGGUGAUGAGGAUGACUAUGUGUCAACUGCUUGGAUGGAAGAGCUUUGUGGGUUUUCGGUGCAUCAGCAUGUUGGUUUCAUUUUGGUGAAAAAUGCGUGCAAUAAUGUGAACACAUCGAAUAUAUUUUUAUGUUGUUUUUUUUUUUUUUUGGUGGAUCAUAGCAAACAUUUCAGAUGUGCUGCGCCUCUAAUACAUGAAAAACUUCAGAAGCAGUAGCUUAACCACUAAUUCCUUUCUUUUUUCCUCAAAGUGGGAGUGUAGUUCAUGAGAUGUGCAUCGAGUUUUUGAACAGUCACUAAAUUAAGUGAAAAGCACUGUACAUAAGUAAGUUGAAUGUGAUUGGCUGGGAGAUCUGUCAAUAUGAUGUUUCUAACUUAAUUUUUUUUUUCUCUGCUUACUUGGGGCGAUAACUGUACAAAUUUGUGCACAAGGUCACAUUAGUACAUUUGUUUGUUUGAGAGCUGAUCUGUGUUGGUAGGAUUUCUGUAAUCUUAAAACUGAAAUGCAAAGCUUAGCUUAAUAUUCCAAAACCGAGGUCACAUUUGCAAUUUUUCUGAGUGUGAGUGAAUAAAACUCCUGGCUCAGGUGUUAUCAUUUGGCCCCAUCAUUGUUUCAGAGCUGUGAACGCUCUAGGUUUUGAUUAACACAAGUUUUGAGCCUGCGGUCAUUUUCACAAACGCAUAUCUGCUGGACAAACACUGUUUAUAAUUUUUAGAUCAAGAAUCCACUCUUAAUUACACUUUACUGAAUGUCGGUGGUUAUAAAUUUCUAUUCAUGUCUGAUAACAAUAAUGAUGACUAUGUGUAUUUUGUAUUGAUGUGUCCUAAAUGUGGUAUAGGGAGGGGUCACUGUAGAGAUGAUGAUGAUAAUAAAGAUUUAUUUA
Messenger RNA from Cyprinodon variegatus (sheepshead minnow), 6105 nucleotides. It is a transcript of the gene itprid2, whose product is annotated as sperm specific antigen 2. Gene Ontology annotation, molecular function: signaling receptor binding. Bases 171 to 4043 code for a protein of 1290 amino acids. NCBI's taxonomy places the organism in Eukaryota, Metazoa, Chordata, Actinopteri, Cyprinodontiformes, Cyprinodontidae. The transcript is spliced from 22 exons. The record is from RefSeq and is a predicted model, not a curated record.